This is a messenger RNA of Hevea brasiliensis (rubber tree), 3516 nucleotides long. RefSeq lists its product as uncharacterized. The record is from RefSeq and is a predicted model, not a curated record. Bases 2570 to 3151 code for a protein of 193 amino acids. The transcript has a single exon. Lineage: Eukaryota; Viridiplantae; Streptophyta; Magnoliopsida; Malpighiales; Euphorbiaceae.
UGUGCACAUGAAUCAGAAGGGAUUUCUUCAUUUCAGAGUGGCAUUAGUGCCAUUAGAUUACAAAAGCCACCAACCAACAAGCCGAUUGCGCAAACGCCUUAAAAACUCUAGUAGCGACUAGCUGAUAGAGAUGCUGCCUCAGAAACGGAAAAAGCAUUUGUUGCAGCUGGCGCGGCGCAUAAUCUAUUUGUCUAUUCGUCAGAAGGCAAUCCGUAAUUAGCUUAGAUUGGUGCGUUCGCCAAAAAUCCGAGUGAUCGGGAUCUAAUUCCAUCAUACGUUCGAUCAUUUGCCUUUUCAAUUGAGCGGUCUCCCGUGCCUGCUGGAAAGGCAGAUCGGGAUUCGUUCCGGGGGGAGUUGUCCCUUAAGCGCCUAAAAAGAUGUUCUUCCAUGUGACGACGUAGCUCCACUUCUUCUGAGUCAGGCUCAAUCUCUUCCGCUGGGGGCACAUUUAGAUCGAGAGGCGGCCGCUGAGAUGAGCGAGGAAGGGAAUGGGAAGUGGAAAGAUCUGCCCAGUAGCAUGGAUUGACAACCCUCCAUAACAUCUUUCAAAUUUUCGUAAUAUAAAAAAAGAAAUGAAAGAAUUUCGUAUGUAAUGAUAUGGUAUGGGGAACGUAAAGCUGAUGCCUCCCCGAGUUAUCACUCUUUUUCUUCCUGUUAUCUAGCUUAAGGAUGGAUGCCAUGCUUACUUUUCGAGUUCGGGGGCGGGAAGAUCUACUCAUUCAAAGGGAAAGCGCACCCCUCUAUUUAUUUUCUUCUCAAAAGAAGAAGAGCUAGUGGAAUGGGCCCUUACCUCAUGCCAGCGGGGGAAAGAAAAGAGGCCCACUACGAGAGGAGAGAGUGAUUCAGCUGCUAACAAGCGCAGGUUUUUCAUUAAAUGAAUGGUUAUUCGGGAAACGUCUGUUGAUGAGGAGGUUAUACAUAGUAAAAAAAAAAAGAAAACCAGGGGGCGGAUUCAACCUGGGCUCCGUUCGAAGAGACGAAUAAUGGUCCUUCUCCCUCACAUGCUCCUUCCCAUGAGCAACUCGGUUGGCUUCGUGAACAAGAGCGCUGAUCACCGGAAGAUGAACAUUGAAAGGACUGAAAGCGUAGCGACGGGAUGUAGAUGUUGAUUUUGGAGGUCGCGUACUUCUUUAGUUAUAAUGCCAUCGACACGGUUGAAGCUUCCACUUUUCUUUGGUCCCAACAUGACCGACCAAGCGUAACGACCGCAGAAGGUACGGCCGGAGAAUUCAUCUCCAAGUCAACAGCAUGUCGGGCAGGUCCUGAGGAGGAUAUAGCCGAGUGAGUCUCAGACUUGUUCUCCCUUUGGAACUUUCUGGCUAAUGACCUGUCGAGGACUCUUCAGUCAAGCGCAUCCGAGCAACGAAGGUCGAGCUCCAAAAUUCAAACGAGAAUGAGGGUGUGAGAUCAAAGUGAGACAUGGAUCGUGUGUUCUAAUAGGUGACCAGGCCAAGGGACGCUGUCGGAAUCGCCCGGUUAAGUUGGACAGCAGUGACUCACUUUCUCUCCCGAAAGGGGACCGCUCCUACCUCUGGGAAACGAUCGGCACGCAGACUAGCUAUAUUAGCAGUUCGGGCAGGUCAAAGGUGAUCCUCCAAUCCGGGGAGAAUCGAGAGGGACCUAAGCGGAGCCGAUGAGUGAUACGAACAAAGGGGUUCCAUAAGUAAUUGGAGGGACCAUCGAUUCUUCGGACGUCAGCUGAGAGGCCUAGGAGAUUAGACAGUAGGGAACCGAAGCCAAGAGCUAAACAUAUGCAUGGGUGUACCCUCCAACUCCUGCGUUGGCGUGAGGGGAUUUGGGAAUCAUAGAGGGCGUAUUACCAACGGAACCCCAAACGUGAGGUGGUCAGUCCUACUCUCUCGAGUGCCUUUGCAGUUAGUAGCGGAAAGAGAGAAUUCCCUCUACAAUGACGGUACGAAAUCGAUCGGAGACUAGGAAACGAAUCAGUUCGUUUGACCGGUCCUUUCGAUUGCUAAACAUCAUUGGAUAAAAGGGCAGCGAAGGCUACGCUACGGUCGGAGAUUCAUCCCAGGUCCCCUUAAGAGCAGGCGCGUAGGGUAAAAAAAGAAAAAAUAAGAAGCUGCGUGUGAAUCCCAUCUAAAGCUCUUUCCUACUUACUUAAUUAUAAUAGAAGCGUUGGCCUAUUGGGAGCUUUCGGAAAUCACUUUGCAGAUCAAGACCAUAGGAACAGGGAAGAAGACGGGAGAAGACCUUAUUUAGAUGGAUUGGUAGCGCAGGUGGCCCUCUAGAAUGGAGUUCGGGCAGUGCUCUCACUUACGGGAAAUGAGGGUAGGGGGGUCGCAGAAUUCGGGACCUAACGAUGUUCGCUUCGUCACAUGAACGGGAGCGGACGAUUCCCUCGUCUCUCCCUUUUCGGGGAAUGGCUGCAAUCACAAGCAAGUGAUUGAAUGAGUGGGGGCUCCGAAAGCACAUGCGGGAUAAGCAGGUGUUUCAGGAGACGGUCUAAAAAUGGGUCCGGUCCAGAAAGAAAAGAAAAGAGAACUCUCAACAAGCUGGAACUAAUCAAGAUCAAUAGGAAGAGGAGGAAGAGGAUCAAAUCAAAAAGCUUAUGACGAGCAUCUAUUUGAAUCGAUCAUUUCCAAGAGCUAAUUCCAGUUUUUCCUUAUUCCGAGGUAACGCCUUACAAUCUUCAGUCUUACGCUUAAGGGGUAAAAUGUUCUUGUUGGAUGCAGGACUUGGGACCCCCAUCAUUUGUAUGCAAGAUGAGCUUACAGGAGUGCCAAAAAACCGAGCCACCAGGUUUGAGAAUAAAGUGGGUUCCCUGGGUAAAUCAAUGAUCAAAGAGCGAGCAGCCGCCAGGUUGAAGAAAAAGGAUGUCGCCUGGUAUUUUAAGAAUAAAGUGACCGCCUGCUUUUUUAAGAAUAAAGUGGCCGGUGAAUCAAUGAUCAAAGAGCAUAUUUUGGAGAGAUUCUUCAUCGAUCUAGUGGCCGGUGAAUCAAUGAUCAAAGAGCGAGCAGCCGCCAGGUUUAAUGAUUUGGUGGGAUCCACAGAUGUAGUGGCUGGUGAACCGCUUCUUCUUCCACGAAGAUUCAUACAAAUCCGAGCUUGGAUGGAACUGAUAAAGAUUUGGCGAACGAAAAAAAAGGUCAAAGGCUUUUAUAUUAAGAAAAUCAAGGAGGUUAUUCAGUAGCCAUCGCAGGUUUCAUUACUUUUCUUCCAUUCCGUCCUCUCAAAAGGAAAGGAACAUGGAAAAAGGAAUCGCGAAGGCGAUGGCGAAAGAUAAUGGAAAGGCGAAGGCAAAUGGAAAUGCAAAGGCGAGCGCUAUUGAAUGGUCGAUUCAACAUCGAGCGCUAUGAUCCCAAAUGGAUGAAUAUUGUGGUGUCGCUACCAGCGGAAGAUCAAAGAAGAACUUGAUGAGCGAAAUUUGCUGACGAAAAAGAGCACUUUUUCAAUUCCGAAGCCUAGCCUCUCCUGUAACACUCUAUCACCUUAAUCCAUUCUUUAGCCUUUCCUGUAACACUCUAUCACCUUAAUCCAUUCUUUUGUUGAAAGAAA